CCGCCCGACCGCAAGAUGCUGGGACACGCCUACUGGACUUACAUGCACACCGUCUCCGUCUACCUGCCUGAACGGCCCACCCCCCACCAGCUCGCCGCCUUCCGCGCCAUCUUCGAUGCCAUCUACCAUAUCUUCCCCUGCCCUGUCUGCCGAGGUUGGAUCUCCUCCUCCUGCCCCUCUCCCCCCCCC
Messenger RNA from Guillardia theta CCMP2712, 189 nucleotides. RefSeq lists its product as hypothetical. The transcript has a single exon. NCBI's taxonomy places the organism in Eukaryota, Cryptophyceae, Pyrenomonadales, Geminigeraceae. Gene Ontology annotation, molecular function: thiol oxidase activity. The record is from RefSeq and is a predicted model, not a curated record. The annotation marks the transcript as partial.